Anopheles funestus (African malaria mosquito) is the source of this 9374-nucleotide messenger RNA. It is a transcript of the gene crb, whose product is annotated as protein crumbs. Bases 1613 to 7978 code for a protein of 2121 amino acids. Gene Ontology annotation, biological process: establishment or maintenance of epithelial cell apical/basal polarity; heterophilic cell-cell adhesion. NCBI's taxonomy places the organism in Eukaryota, Metazoa, Arthropoda, Insecta, Diptera, Culicidae. The record is from RefSeq and is a predicted model, not a curated record. Gene Ontology annotation, cellular component: protein-containing complex; plasma membrane. Gene Ontology annotation, molecular function: calcium ion binding. The transcript is spliced from 11 exons.
GAACACACUAACGCUGCGCCUACGCAUACCUGCAGUUUAUAGCAACACACGGUGGCUGCAGCAGCGAAAAAGGGCCCAUUUGUUUGGCUCCGUAGUACCGUGGCCCUUUUUGUUUUGUGCUAUUCGAUGUGUAAAGUUGUACAGUCGCGUGUUCGUGUGUGUGUAUAGUAAAUACUUCUUUUAAGCUAGUGCGUGCUUUAGGCUUACCAUAAAACCAAUCAAUCGCUCUUGAGAAGCAUACAAACUGCGUGAGGCGGCGCAAACUAGAAUCUCAUAGUGCGUGCGUGAGAGCCCACAGUACACCGCAACGGUGCGGCCAACACACGAACACACUUUCAGCAGGCACCUCCAUUAGCCGAGUGUCGUCAUGCUGCCAUUUCCCAUUGUCUCGCCAACCGUUGUCAUGGUGUUCGGACGCCAAAGCGUGUCCCGUGUCGUGGUGUUGUAGGUCUGCUUUCCGCCAAAGCGCGAUGCGUACGCGAAUGACGGGCCAGUUGAGUUCGAAGAUUGGUCGCGUACGGACGGUCUUACUACGUGCGUCCGGACCAGCAGACUAUUCGCGACCGGUGUGAGUGUUCGGGAGUAACGCUUUUGUACCCAGCAUUUCCAAUCGUUUAUUUUAGAAUUAUCAUUCUCUGUUAUCGUGUUUGUGUGUAUUUUUUAAAUAAUUUUUUUUGGAGCAAAAAAAUCUACGCUUCGGGCAAAUAGUGCUUACGCUUCGGGGUUAUACGCCCCCUUCUUAACACACGUGAGUGAAACGAGUGCUAAGCGAUAAAAAAAAUAUUUGCAUGCAUAGAUCAGCACCACGGAGGUGUUACGUGUAGUUAGCAUCCGUUCUCCAACCCUUCUGAAGGGUUCGUUACUUUGUGUGCGUUCGUAUUUGUGCGCGAAAGUGUGUGAAAGUGUUCUGCAAGUGUUGAUCAUUCUAUGUGGAAACGAUCGCACGUUCUACCGCACGCAUCUAUGGUGAACGUGUCAUUUGAUAGUGUUUUUUAAAAUGUCCCACCAACCUUUGGCAUAGCACCUGAAGGGAAGCAAAUUCACCGGCAGUGUCUCGAUCUUUACUGUGUUUAUGUUAUUCUGUUGUUGUAAAAUUUUGCAACACGAGCGAAAUUUUACUUUCCCUUUGCCGAGGCCUUAAAUAUCACACCGAUGAGAGUAGAAAGGAAGCACAACCGAUCGUGCGCUGUAAAGAAGGCGAAAAAAAACGACAACCCAGCAUCAGCAAAAUAGCAGCCCCCAGCACAUCCCCCAAAACGCCACUCCGCAUCACUAAUGCCAUUAACAAACGUCAUCAAACGGUAGUGAGGCGGUUGUUUUAGUGUGUGUUUUUUUUUUUUGUUUUUUGUUUGGUUCACUAUCACUCCAAUCCCGUGUUGUUUUGUGUGCUUUUGCCCGUGGUUGUGCCGGGGUGGAAAAUUGAAUGUAAAAAAAGCACGUUGCGUAGCAAAGUGUGAGUGCUGAGUGAGUGGAUGCGAAGGCAAAAUAUUGGUAGAAAAUUACAACUGCGCAGCGUGUUGGGCGCGGUGGCCACCGUCAGCUAACCGGCGAGCGCGAGAAAGUGCAUCGCGCUGGGAAAGGAAAGAAAUAGGCGCAAGCUACGAACCCCAAGAUGAGGAUCCGCAGCUUGAUGUUUGCUCCGGUCACCACCCUCGUGGUGUUUAUCAUUGUGAUCCUUCAGUGUUCGGUACCGACCGUGACGGCAAUACAGACGGAAAAGGAAGCGUACUUCAAUGGAUCUGCCUACCUGAGGUUAAAAACGCCAAUGACCCUCUGGAGCUAUUCGGCGAUUAGUUUCAAGUCGUGCCGAGGUGGAGAAAUUCUCUCCCAACGCUAUUCAGGUCAUGCCCUACUGGUGUCCGUCCUGCCGGACUGGGUGUCCAUCGUGCUAUCAACACCGGCACAGCAACCGAUCGAGGCCCGCGUGACCGGUCGACUGCUGGACAACAAAUGGCACACGCUCGAGUUCAUCUACCAGGCCGGUACGCUGUACUGCGUGAUCGACAAACAGUCGACUGCGAUCGCCAACCAAAGCUACAACGCGCAGCUGAUUCUCGAUCAGGAGAUCAAAAACGAAGCAGCGGUCCUGAUACUCGGCAAGCAGUAUGCGGGCUGUCUGCUGCACGGUCCCGGUUUGGUGUUUAAUUCGAGCGCUAUGAACGCGGAGGCGGUAGUAUUCGGACCAUGCCCGUUGGCCGCUGGACCGUGCUCGGAUCACGAUGUGCUCGAGGGCAUCCCGGUUGACUAUUGUUCGCACGAUCCGUGCAUGCAGCAUGGGACGUGUAUCUCGCGAUCGGAUUCGUACGAAUGUCACUGUACGGCCCGGUUCAAGGGUAAGAACUGUGAGAUCGACAUGGGUCCGCCGUGCCUUUCGUACCCGUGUCAGCAUGGUGGUACGUGUAACGAGGACAUUAAGGGAGAAUAUCGGUGCACGUGUGCGCCGGGCUAUACGGGCGCUGUUUGCGAGACGGAACUUAGCGUACAUCCGCUGUGUGAGAAGAACCCAUGCGCUAACAAUGGAACCUGCAAAGUAGCACCCGGUACGAACAAUGUCGAGUGUGACUGUUUGAAGGGUUUCAUCGGGAUGCGUUGCGAGGUCAACUGGGAUGACUGUAAAUCGAACGUCUGUCUGAAUGGGGGUCGCUGCAUCGACGGUGUGGAUGCAUUCACCUGUGACUGCAAAGGUACGGGCUAUGGAGGUACCCUUUGUCAGAACAAUAUCGACGAAUGUCUAACAAACCCGUGCCAGAACGGAGGCACCUGCUUCGAUACGUACGGAUCGUUCCUGUGCGACUGUCCGUCCGGGUUUACCGGGCCCAAAUGUCAGAUGAGUGUGAACGAAUGCAAAUCGCAACCGUGUCAAAAUGGUGGCACCUGCAUAGAUACACGGGAAGGAUUCGAAUGUCGCUGUAUUCCGGGCUACAACGGAGCGCUUUGUGAGCUGGAACCAGGCUGUGGACAGUGUCCAGCAGAUUCCGAGUGCGUUGCUGGACGCUGCGUUUGCAAACCGGGUACUACAGGCAUGGUAGGGCUUUGUGUAGAGCAAGUCACUGCCGACGCCGUUACGAUCGCGACCAACGUCAAUGCCGCCGGCACAAGUGCACAGAAAUCCCAGGCCCUCACUAAUGCAUGCGCUAGCUAUUGCUACAAUGGCGCCACCUGCGUCCCGGCCGGAACUGCCGGCUACGGUCAAAAUUUAACCUGUAUUUGUGCUAGCGGAUACACAGGAACUCGCUGUGAAUCGCCCAUUGCUCUACCGUACUCCGACGAAUGUAAUUGUCUUAACGGUGGUAGCUGUGCACCGAACGGAUCCACCUGUCUCUGUCAACCAGGUUACGAGGGCGCUCGCUGUGAGCAGACGAUCGGCAACAACCUUUGCAAUCCAUCGAACUGUGCCGAACCGUACCGAUGCAUUGGUGGCAAGUGCCAGUGUCCGGAAAACAUGAACUGUGACAAUCCGUGUGCAUCUUCGCCGUGUCUGCACAAUGGUUCCUGCUAUCUGCAGGGUCAAAGUUACGCAUGUAAAUGUACGUCAGGGUUUGAAGGAAAGCGGUGCGAGAACGAUAUCGACGAGUGCAAGAAGGAUGGAAUCUGUGGGAACGGCAUCUGUCAGAACACGCCCGGUUCCUUCCGAUGCUUCUGUACGCCGGGAUAUACUGGACUGAACUGUGAUCUUGACGUGGACGAAUGCUUAAGCCAUCCGUGUAAGAACAACGCCGAGUGCCAGAAUAAGCAGAACGAUUACGAGUGUAUCUGCCCGGCUGGAUAUACGGGCAAGGACUGUAGUGUGGACAUCGAUGAGUGUGAAAGCAAUCCAUGCUCAAAGGGUUCGAGUUGCGUGGAUCAGGUUGCCAACUUUACCUGCAUGUGUGUCCCAGGUAUGACGGGACGGUUGUGUGAGAUCGAUAUUGACGACUGUGAGAGUCAACCAUGUCAGAACGGAGGACGGUGCAUCGAUCAGUUGGGCGGAUUCCAGUGCGACUGUAAUGCUACCGGGUACUCCGGCAUUUACUGCCAAACGAACAUCAACGAAUGUGAAUCGAAUCCGUGCACCAACGGGGCCGAAUGUGUGGACAAGAUCAACGACUAUCAGUGCAACUGCUUCCCGGGAUAUACGGGGAAGAACUGUGAGGAAGAUAUUGACGAGUGCGAAAGUGUACCCUGUCUGUACGGAGGCACAUGUCUGCAGCGCUCCAACUACAGCCUUUAUCAACCGCUACCGAUUGCCAAGGGUCUACCGGUGCACUUUGCACAACCAUUUUCCUACUCGAUCGCGGCCGGUUACGAAUGUAUCUGUGUGCCCGGUACGAUGGGAACGAACUGCGAGACAAACAUCAACGAGUGCGAGAGCAAUCCGUGCAAGAAUGGAGGCUGCGUCGAUGGUGUUGGUAAUUAUACGUGCGAGUGUGAUCCUGGCUUCGAGGGAUCACACUGCGAAACGGACAUCGAUGAGUGUCUUAAGUAUAGGCCGUGCGUUCAUGGUACGUGUAUGGAUGGUCGUAACAACUACAUCUGCGAUUGCGAUGGACUGUGGGGAGGCAAGAAUUGUUCGGUACAGCUGACGGGUUGCGUGAAGGAACCGUGCCUGAACGGUGGAACCUGUGUGCCGUAUCUGGAGAAUGAAACACAGCAUAAAUUUAACUGCUCCUGCCAUCAAGGGUUCCAGGGUAAGACGUGUGACACGGUAACGACCAUGUCACUAGUCGCCAGCAGUUUACUCGUGGUGAAUACUACUCGUGACGAAGGAUACGACAUUCAGCUGCGCUUUAAGACAACGCUACCAAAUGGGAUACUUGCGUUCGGUAACGGUGCCACCUCGUACAUUCUAGUGCUCAACAAUGGGCGGUUGAAUUUACACUCCGCACUAUUAAAUCGUUGGGACGGUGUGUUUAUAGGAUCGGAAUUGAACAACAGUAAAUGGCAGAAGGUGUUCGUAGCGAUCAACUCGUCCCAUUUGGUACUGUCGGCAAACGAUGAACAGACAAUCUAUCCGAUCAACUCAUACGAAGGCACCAACGGGAGCAAUACGUCCUUCCCGAUCACAUACCUCGGUGGCACGAUCCCUUCACUAGCACAACCCUAUCUAAAACACAUCGCACGAGCUGUUUCAAGCUUCGUGGGUUGCAUGGAAGAUGUCGUUAUCAAUGGCCAGUGGGUGUUACCGGGACAGGAGCAGGAGUUUACCACACUCCACAACAUAGACACCGGAUGCCCUCGAACACCUCAGUGUGAUCCGAAUCCGUGUCACUCGAACGGUCACUGUACUGAUCUGUGGCAUACGUUCUCGUGCAGUUGCCAGCGACCACAUCUGGGACACACGUGCAAGUACAACAUCACAGCGGCCACCUUCGGUCACGAAAAUACUACCAACUCCGCCGUCAAGGUGACGGUGAGCGACGUUGCCAGGCGGGCAAUUCGCUCCGUGCUGGACAUCUCGAUGUUUAUCCGUACGCGCAAACCCUCCGGUCAGGUGUUUUACCUUGGUUCCGAUCCGGACAAUCAACUCAUCAACACCAAUCAAUCACCGAGCGAUGAUUCGUACGUGGCCGCCUUUCUGUCCAAGGGUGAACUGUUGGUGCGGAUGAUCUUCAACGACACACCGGAAGGUUAUACGGUCGGUGGCAAUAAGCUCGACAACGGCUAUCUACACCUGAUCGAGGUUAUCCGCAACUCGACGCUUAUACAAGUGAAGCUCAACGGAACGGAAUACUUCCGCAAAACGCUCUCCACCUCGGGUCAGCUGAACGCACAGGUACUGUAUCUCGGAGGACCACCACCAAACGCAGACACCAUCAACAGCCUGUACAAGGACGAAUCGGAGAAGCAAUACUUCAAGGGCAUCAUCCAGGACGUGCAGGUGUCGAAUGGAUCACACGCAAUGAUCGUCGAGCUGUAUCCGCUCGGUAACGAAACGGAGGGUCUCGAACUGCCCGCACCAUUCGGACAGGUUACCAUCGAUCGGAACUCGGUGUUGGAGGGUAUCGUGUCGGAUGAUCUGUGCCGAAGUCAACCCUGCUAUCACGAAGCGUACUGCGAGAACACCUGGAACGAUUUCAUAUGUACAUGUCCCCGGGGUUACAAGGGCAAAUACUGUCAGGACAUUCAAUUCUGCGAGUUGCAAAAGUGUCCAAUGGAUGCUACCUGCCAGAACUUGGAUGCAGGCUACGAAUGUAUCUCCAACAUGACGUUCCACGAUGACAAGGAACCGCUCGUUUACACGUUUAACGAUGCGGACCGAAAGGAUACCACCAUGGACACGAUCGAAAUUUCGUACCGCACUAAAUUCGGUGGCACCCUUCUGUACGUGCACGACGGUGAUAUGUACUUUGAGAUAUCGACCAUCCGUCAGCUGGUAACUAUCUCGUGGCUAUUGUCCGGCGAUCUACCCGAAACACAUCGGUUCGAACGCGAACUGGCAGGGGAAGAUGAUAGCUACGAUUGGCACACACUGCUCGUGAAGGUCAGCCAGGGUGGCAAACUGGAGGCAGGCUGGAAGGGUUGGGAAACUACCAUCGAUCCACAGCCAAGCUUGACGGCCGACAUUGACUACUUCGCCUUCCGCCAUCUGUUCUCCGGCCGGCAGCAGAUAUAUCUCGGUGGGAUGCCCGAGAUGGCACACAUCGAGAACAACUCCGUUGUAAGCGGUGGCAUUGACAAGGGUUCGUCGUUUAAGGGAUGUCUCGGGGAGACGCGUGUCGGUGGCUUCCUGUUGCCGUACUUCCCGCACGAACUCAUCUACCCGGACACGUUCAACCUUACCGAGGCACACUUUACGCUUAACUCUAGCCAGCCAGAACAGGGAUGCAUUCUGUGCUUUCAACAGUCGUGCAAAAAUGGAGGCAUUUGUAGUAACCCAUCGGAGCAGUACGCUUGUGAGUGUCCGGCUGGAUACGAAAGUGACGAUUGCUCACAAAACAUUGACGAGUGCCUGUCGGCAAACUGUAUGAAUGGGGCGAGCUGCAUCGAUGGUGUGGCCAGCUUCACCUGCCAAUGUUUGGAGGGUUACGAGGGUCAGCUGUGCGAGAUCGAGAUCGAUGAGUGUGCGUCAAACCCAUGUCACAAUGGUGGCGUGUGUAAGGAUCUGUUGGCAGGAUUCUCCUGUACCUGUACGGAGGAAUAUGCCGGACCACAGUGCGAUGUGUUCCGUCUGGUGACGUGCGAGAAUAUGCCCUGCCGCAAUGGUUCCCGUUGUGUCGAUGGAUACAAUAUGACUACCGGAAACAACUUUACCUGCACGUGUGGUGCUGGUUUCGCUGGACCGCUCUGCGAUAUACCGUUCUGCCAUAUAGAACCAUGUCAGAAUGGUGGCCUCUGCGAUACAGAAGCAAUGAUUCCAAUGUGCAACUGUUUGCCGGGGUAUGUUGGAAUGUACUGUGAAACGGAGCUGAACGAGUGUGAAUCGGCACCCUGUCUGAACGGUGGUCAAUGCAUUGACUUCAUCAAUGAGUAUCGUUGCAACUGCACCGGGACUGGGUUUGAUGGGAAAAACUGCGAGCACGAUAUUAACGAAUGUCUGCAGGAAAGGAUCAGCUGUGGGGGCCGUGGUCACUGUAUCAAUACGGAAGGUUCCUUCAGGUGUCACUGUGUGGAAGGUAUGUGCGGGAAGGAUUGCGCCCAGUCGGAUCCGUGCCAGGUGAAUCCGAACGUCUGUCUGAAUGGCGGCAUCUGUGUGGAGGAUUGUGAUAGAGAGCGAAGGUACUACUGCAACUGUAGCGGUGGCUUCACAGGCGUCAACUGUUCUGAGCAGGCGACACUGGAAGCGGAAGAAGCAACUGGUGCAGAUAUCGCCAUCAUCGUUGUGCCAGUGGUGAUCGGCAUCCUUGCAAUUGCCGGCGCCUUGAUCGGCACGUUCCUGGUGAUGGCACGCAAUAAGCGUGCAACCCGUGGUACCUACAGCCCAAGUGCGCAGGAGUACUGUAACCCAAGACUGGAAAUGGACAACGUGCUUAAACCACCGCCCGAGGAGCGACUGAUAUAGUGCGGGUGUAGGUCUCUGUUAACUGUAGCGUCUUUUUAUAUGUUAGUUUUGUUACAUUUACUCUCUCUUCUGUGUCCCUACCUCCAGCAAUGUUUUUUUGUUCCGUCCAAUACAAUGUCAUUGUCAGUUGUCGCCAGACUUGUACUCCUCAGGGCGACCAGCAGUGGAGACAUUCUCUAUCCUUGUUGUCGUCUCUCGUCUCGUUUGGCAAACUCUCCCCCAAAAUCCCUCUGUUAGUGUUAAUGUGUAGGUCUAUUGGGAAGGAAAUACACUCAACUCCCUCAUAAGGAAUCCCUGCACAAGGGUUUCGAAUUGUAAAAAGUUAGUAUAAGGAUCGAGAUAUAGCUGAUUGAGAAACGUUCCAUUAGGCAAAACGAAUGCGACCAACAGGUACACGAUCGCCCCAGGAGCGCACGGUGCUUUGCUAAUGCUUUUAUAAAUUUUAAUGCAUGUUUUUCGUUUUAAACUGUAGCGUCUGAUAGUAACUGUGUAACAAUGUGAUAUCCAUCAAGAUCGGGUCAUUCGCUUUGACCCAGCGACAAACAAUUGAUUUUCCUCUGCCCUUGGGUGCGAUAGAUAAGCUUAACGGCAUGGAGCAUUGCGAGUAAUCAUUACCUAGAAUGGAACACACACGCAAGCUGGAAUACCCCUGGCGUAAUACUUAAAUAAUUGAAAGAUAUUGACUGAAUCAAAGGACAAUCAGCUGACUGCCUAUUGUUUUCGAUCACUUUUCGGUUUCAUUCUAAAAAGAUCAAACAUUGUAGGCCGGAAAAAUACGAAUGUGCCUUCAAGAUUAACAUCAGUGUGCUCCAUGCUUUGAUAUCCUCACCACUCCAACGCUCAGGACCAAGUUUUCCGUGCAGGUAGAAUUAGUGUUAAUUUUUUAACUGCUUAGAUAGUGUAGCGUUUUUUUUAUUUACAUGUUUGUGACCAAAAGGCAUCCUACAUGGUUGAAAGUGCAGUAAAAGCAACGGAGUGUUGGACACACGGCACAGUUAAGCAGUGCUUAAAAUCUUAACAAUCGAAAGCAAAAAUCUAUAAAGGUUGAGUUACAAAAGUAAAUUAAAACUAAACAAACUUAAACAGUUUUUCGUAUUGAAGACAUGAUUCGCUUUUAAUAAACUCAUUAAGAAGGGGCAAUAGCGCAGUAAGAAAACGUGAAGAAAGUGAAAAAUUAUCUAACGGCCAUUGGCCGAAUAUUUUGUAAACUAGCGAGCACUGUAGCAGUUCAUAAUUUUAUGCAAAACAACAGUGUUCAUAGCAAACCGACGGAAAUGAUCUAGAAAGUUACUGAAAAAACCACGCGGCACCUAGAUAGCCAGUAAGAUAAAAGAAUAAAUAGCCAGAGCGAUAAACUUGCGUAAUAAAUUUCGAUCGAUCGGUGGUGAAUAACAAA